Messenger RNA from Sitophilus oryzae (rice weevil), 1635 nucleotides. RefSeq names its product myoneurin-like. The coding region runs from base 222 to 1256 and encodes 344 amino acids. NCBI's taxonomy places the organism in Eukaryota, Metazoa, Arthropoda, Insecta, Coleoptera, Curculionidae. The transcript has 5 exons. The record is from RefSeq and is a predicted model, not a curated record.
AUCAUCUCAAACUCCAUAUCGUUUUGUUAAAAUUUCGGUUCAGAAGUCAUAAACAGAAGGAAACGAAUAGGCCUAUAUAUCGAGUUAAAGCAAGAGAGACAUUCCAAUGACGCCUAGAGUGUUCCGCUUUGUAUUGAAUAUCAUCAAAAAUUUCCGGUAGUUUUUUAUUUUAUUAAAGAUAUUUGUUAUUAUAAGUAGAAGAAAAAAUACCUGUUAUUGAAAUGACUGUAAUUUGUGAAAUAUGCCGUUUGAAACUGCCAACUGCAAAAAUAUUAAUUUCUCACUAUUUGUGUAACCAUUCGAAAUUUAAAUUAGCCUGUGAAAUUUUGAGAUUAAGUGUUUUAAAGAGUACACCAAAAGUUUUGUCCAAGCAAUUAGAACGUAAAACAAAUACAAAAUCCAACAGAAAAAGAAUAAGAAGGUCUGAAACAUUAUUUGUAAAUGAUAAUAUUCAUAUUUUAUAUAGAAAUAAUGAAAUUAUUAUUAGAGAUGAUAAAAGUGCUGUGGAUAUGGAAUUCUCAUUCGAGGAAAAAUCAUCUAAAUCACAGGUUCAGCUUGAUAACAAAGAAGUAAAAUUAACCAAACUUGAUGUAAAUAGCAAUAGUAGUAGCAACAAUAUCUAUAACGAGUGCAAAUCUGUAGAACGCUUUCGAAAUACUGUGAAACUGGAAAAUAAGAAAUGUCUAGAGCCUGGAUUAAAUAUAUCUUCCAGCAGUAUCUCAUCGGAGGAUACAGUUAGGAAAAUUUUACCCAGAAAACGAAUAAAAAAACGAAAGGAUGUUAGAGAAAAAACAAGGCAUUACAAAAUUAACAUAACCACAUUGAAGACCAACGAAUCCUUUAACGAAAUUACGGGUAAUUUUUACUAUUGCACCUGUCGAGAUGAUAAUAAAAAUAAAGUGAAUUUGAAUAGUUUGAAAUUAACAUCGGAUACUGAAUCUGCUUCGGAUAAUGCUAAAACUAACACGUACGAUCCAAAAGUAUUUUGUAGUAAAUGUGGAAAUGGAUAUCGUGAGGAGCGAAUGUUACUAGAACAUAUGAAAAUUCACGAGACACAUUGCAGAGUGUGCAAUGAAAUAUUUCCUACCGAACAGUUAUUCAAACAACACAUAGAAAAUCAUAUGUUUAAAGUAUUUGUAUGUCAUUUAUGUAAUUUUGAGUUUCCCGUCAAACAAAUGUUGCACAAUCACUUUCAUCAUCAUUUUGAAGAUUCUGUGUUAGACACAGUCAUAGAUCUGGAAAAUGUACGACUAUAACCUAACAAGAUGUUUUCCGACCACUUUAAAUUAUCAGACGAGUAUUAACGACAUACUGUAUUAUUUAAGAGAAGGACAGCAAGGUGUUAUGUAAAAUUGCUUUACUCUGCUCUGGGAUAACUAAAUUGCUACAAGGAAACAACUACAUUUCAAUAGUGUACCUACAGAGAAAAAGUAAGCUACAUUUAGUUUACAAGAUGUUAUAAAUCGUAAACAGUGGUUGUAUAAAUAGCAUAUAAAAUAAGAGUGUUUCAUAUUCUACUGGGAAUCUACCUAUGCGCUAUACAGGGUCGACCUGUAUUCCGGAAACUUCGGUAGCAUAUUCUGCAAUAAAAAUAAGUAAAAAAGUUCGUAUAAAUGUAUGUCCUAAAUUGCUUAG